CCAUUUACUAGUCCGGUUAAUCGAUAGCCGAACUCAGGGGUCGGAGAAUGUUUUGUAGACGUGGUACACAGUUAGCUAGUUUAUAUUAGCUAGCUAACGGCUAAUACGUAACGGCAUUACCUACAUUACAUUAGCUAACUGAGCUAAGUGAUAGAAAAAAAGAAUAAUUAAGCCUGCAAAUAUGUUGGACUUCGCUAUAUUUGCUGUGACGUUUGUCGUUAUUUUGGUCGGAGCUGUGCUGUAUUUAUAUCCAUCAUCGAGGCGAGCUUCCGGUGUUCCUGGCUUAAACCCUACUGAAGAGAAGGACGGUAACCUGCAAGAUAUUGUAAACAAGGGAAGCCUGCAUGAGUUCCUGGUCGGGCUUCAUGAUCGGUUCGGUCCUGUGGCGUCGUUCUGGUUUGGGCGGAGACCAGUAGUGAGUCUAGGCUCUGUAGAUGAACUGCGACAGCACAUCAACCCAAACUGGACCACGGAUUCCUUUGAGACGAUACUCAAGUCCUUGCUCGGUUACCAGUCAGGAGCAGGCGUGGGAGGGGCUGAGGCGCUGAUGCGGAAGAAAGUGUAUGAAGGGGCUAUUAACAAAACACUGGAGAAUAACUUCCCUCUUCUGCUCAAACUGGUCGAGGAGUUAGUCGAAAAGUGGCAGUCGGAUCCAAAGUCCCAGCACACGCCCAUCUGUGCUCACCUGCUAGGAUUGGCCAUGAAGGCCGUCACUCAGCUUGCCAUGGGCAGUCGUUUCGCUGAUGAUUCCGAAGUCAUCCGCUUCCGCAAGAACCACGAGGCCAUCUGGUCAGAGAUUGGGAAAGGUUACCUGGACGGUUCUAUGGAGAAGAGCUCCAGCAGGAAGGCGCACUAUGAGAGCGCGUUGUCCGAGAUGGAGUCCAUGCUGAAGGCUGUUAUAAAGGAGAGAAGUGGGCGUGGCUCGAGCCAGUCGGCUUUCAUGGACUCUUUACUGCAGGCCAAACUGUCAGAGAGACAGGUAAUGGAAGAGAGCAUGGUGUUCACCCUCGCCGGCUCCGUCAUCACUGCAAAUCUGUGCAUCUGGGCAGUACACUUUCUGUCCCUGUCGGAGGCAGUGCAGGAGAAACUGCAGGAGGAAUUAGCAGAGGUGCUGGGUGAUGAGCCUGUGUCCCUGGACAAGAUUCCACAGCUCAGGUACUGCCAGCAGGUCCUGAACGAGACGGUACGCACAGCCAAACUCACCCCGAUCGCAGCCAGACUUCAGGAGGUAGAAGGGAAGGUGGAUGGACAUGUUAUUCCUAAAGAGACUUUGGUUAUCUACGCGCUCGGUGUUGUCCUUCAGGAUGCAGAAACGUGGACAUUACCAUACAGGUUCAAUCCAGAUCGAUUUACAGAUGAAACGGUGAUGAAGAGCUUCUCGCUGUUGGGCUUUUCAGGAAAUCGGGCCUGCCCUGAGCUUAGAUUUGCGUACACAGUGGCGGCGGUGCUGCUGAGCUCGCUGGUGCGCAGGCUGCGGCUGCAGCGCCUCGAUGGCCAGGUGGUGGAGUCCAGGUAUGAGCUUGUGACCACACCGAAAGACGACACCUGGAUCACAGUGAGCAAGAGAAACUGAUUCGGCAGGUUCCCGCGUGUCACACACAACCGUAAAGGACACUUUGAAGAGAUCGGUUUUCCAGGACGUCGGAUGUCAAACAUAGUGCCGUGUUGUUGGAGUGUUGAUGAUUUUGUUGCUCGUAACAUCAGGCAUGACCACUGGACAAGAAUGACUUCUAAUGCCUUCUAAAGUGUUAAGUCUAAUGAGUAAUUUCAGUGAGCUGUUUAAUAUCUAAUUCCUUUUAGAUAAAUAACUUGUUUGCUGCAAUGUGCUUCUUUCAGGUCAUUCCAUUAAUGAAAAAAAAUCUUGAAAUGAAAAAUUCUUUUGUUUGUUACGAGGAUUAACAAUCAUAAGAAUUCUGUAUUUGUACAUAGCUGGGUCCAAACAUUUGCACACCCUUUGGACAAAAUGAAAAAGACUGAUGUUUCUUUAUCGCUUUUGUAAUGAAGAUAGUUGGAUAAUUUUAAAAAGAAGAAAUAAAAUGACAUUACAGUGAUUCUACAA
Ictalurus punctatus (channel catfish) is the source of this 2059-nucleotide messenger RNA. It is a transcript of the gene cyp20a1, whose product is annotated as cytochrome P450 20A1. The transcript has 13 exons. The record is from RefSeq and is a predicted model, not a curated record. NCBI's taxonomy places the organism in Eukaryota, Metazoa, Chordata, Actinopteri, Siluriformes, Ictaluridae. The coding region runs from base 182 to 1573 and encodes 463 amino acids. Gene Ontology annotation, cellular component: membrane. Gene Ontology annotation, molecular function: monooxygenase activity; oxidoreductase activity, acting on paired donors, with incorporation or reduction of molecular oxygen; heme binding.